AUGAAUAUUGAACAUAUUUUAUUAACGGGUGCCUCGACUGGUAGACGUACUAGACAUUUCUCUUUAAUAAAGCCUCUUCAUCCAACCAAUACAAGGGAAUCACCUGAAGCUUCAUUGAUUUUAGGUUUUUCAUAACCUUGGAAGGAGAACGCAUUAUAAAUAUUUGUUCACAUUACCAAAUUUAUAAUCAAAUUGAAAUAGGCUGCUGAAAAAUACAGAUUUAAAUUAAUAACUAAUCGCAUCCAUAACAUAAUUGGUGAUAAAGCAUCAGAUUUUUUGUAUUAUUAAAGAAAAGGAUUAGUAAAAGCACCAUUUACAUUUCUUGAUUUUAUAACCUCUAUGAUAGUAAAUAAAUUACCAUCAUACGAAUUUAUGGUAAUUAAACCAGAUAGUAAAAUAAAAUUGGUUAUGGAUCUAAUUAUUCUUGUACUUAUCAUAAUUAAUAUCUUCUACAUUCCUAUGCAAUUAUCAUUUUAAUUAAAUGGUGAUAAUGCUGUUAUUGAUUUUUUAUUCAGUACACUACCUAGUUGGGUAUUUAUAAAUUAAUAUUAAGGAUUUUCCUAUUAGAAAUAAUACUUAACUUUAAUACAGCAUACUAUUCUAAAGGUAUGAUUCAUGAAAGCAGACGGAAAAUUUUUAAGCAUUAUUUUUAAGGAGAUUUUGCUUAUGAUUUAAUUGUAGUCAUACCUUUUUUAAUUUCUUAAUAUUAGAUUCCUUACAUUAAUUUUGUGCUAUUAUUGAGAAUAACAAGAGUUAAGAAAAUUUUUGAAUAAAUUGAGGAGAUAUCCUUAAUUAGAGAUAAAUUUGCAGCUCCAAUAGAUAUAUGUAAACUCUUAUAUUUUUUAAUUUUGGUAUCACAUAUGCUUGGUUGCGCUUGGCAUUUUGUAGGUUAAAUAGAAUUAUAAAGUAAUUUUGAAAAUUGUUGGUUAACAAGAUAUGGUUAUGCUGAAAAAGAUUGGAUUGCUAGAUAUAUUGCUUCAUUAUAUUUUGGAACUAUAACUGCAUUUACAAUUGGAUAUGGAGAUAUUGUUCCAUAGAAUUAGUUUGAAUAAAUGUUUGUAAUAUUUACAGUUUUAAUAACAUCACUAAUAUUUGGAUACACAAUAUCUGCAAUUUAAUAAAUAUUUGGUUAAUUGAGAGAAAAGACUGAUAAACAUAGGAAUAAUAUGGCUACUGUAAAUUCAUAUUUAAAAAAAAAUAAAAUUAAUCCUAUUCUUUAAAUGAAGAUCAGAAAAUAUUUUGAAUAUUUCUUUACUCUAGAUGAAACUUAAGAUGUUUUAAUGGAUCUUCUUAAUGAUGAUUUAAAAUAAGAAUUAAAAGCUAGUAUUUAUAUUCCAAAAUUGAAAUAAUGUUAAUUACUAAAUAGAUUUAAUGAUUCACUUUUAGCUUAAUUAAGUAGAGUAGUUAAAACAUAAAAAUAUAUCCCUGGAUAAAUAAUAUUUUAAUAAGGAGAUUUUGUUCCUAAAGCUAUGUUUCUUCUUAGAGGAGAAAUAGAAUCACUUAUAAACAAAGUUUCAAUUAGAAAAUAAAAACAAGGUUCAUUUGGUAUUAGAGAAUUCUUAUUAAGGAAUUCUGUUCAUUAUACUACUAAAGCAACUAAAUUUUCAGAGAUUGCUUAUAUAGAUCAUGAAGAGUUUAUUGAAGUAGUAAAAAAAUAAUCUGGUAAUUAUGAACAAUAUUGUUUGUUAAGAGAUGAUUUAUAAUUUGAUUUAUGUCCUAUUUAAUGUCAAGUUUGUUUAAGAAGUCACAAUUUUAUGGAUUGUCCUGUAGUAUUUUAUAGUCCAAGUAGAGGUAAAAUAGCAGUAGAUAAAGGAUCUAAUAUAAAUCAAAUUAGACAUCAUUUACAUUAAAGAAAAAAUUAGAAAUCAAAAAAUAGUUACUUAAACAUGGUUGAAAAGAUUGAAUCAGCUCUUGAUUUAUAAUUAGAAAAUGGAUUACUCUAAUAAGAAUAAAUUAAUUCACAUUAUAUUUCUGAUCUUGGAUUACCAACUCAAAAUGAUGAUGUAUCUAUUGAUUCCAUAACCAAAAGGAAAUAAUAAAAUGUUGUAGAUUAAUUUAGACUAUCAAAAGUUAAAUAGUUAGUAAAUUAAGGACGUCUUUUAAAAUUAGAAAGAAUUCCUUAAGUUAUAAAUGACUUGUAUUCAGAAUUUCUCAAAAUCAAAAAAGAAAGCUUAGAUAAUUUUGAUAAAAAUGCUAAUUUAGAACAUUAUCGCAUCGAUGAAAAUGUCUUGAAUGUUAUGAAAAACUUCACUAAUCGUGAUUACAGAGUUGUUAAUAGAAGAAUUAAUAGAAUGAAAACAUUUUAUAGAAGAGUACAAUAAAAUAAAACAUGA
Molecule: messenger RNA, 2333 nt
Organism: Paramecium sonneborni
Lineage: Eukaryota; Ciliophora; Oligohymenophorea; Peniculida; Parameciidae
Source: the annotation of a GenBank genome assembly